GUCAUGUCGGGCCGAGGCGCUGCGCCAUCUUAUUCCUGCGCCUGUUUCUUCACUGAUAACAUCUUCAUAGAGGAAUACCAUCUUCAUGUCAGGUUUACAGACGUGCAGCAGUUCACCAGGGACUAUCAGGAGGCUUUACAAAGCAAAGGAUGCCAUGGCGUCGAGAAGUUUGCACAUUUACUGGAAACGGUUAAGAAAGAGGUACAGAGACGAAUGACAUUGGCAGAAGAAUCAAUUCGAAGAAAGGCAGAAAUUUCACUUUAUUAUAAACCAUUACACCCAGAAGUAUAUGUUCUGCAGGAGUGUUUUUUAGCUGAAGAAUUUUUGGAAGCUGUUCGUUUUUGUGAGUCUCCUGAUGCAAGUUUGGAAGGUCUCUUAAACCAUCUGUAUUCAAUCCCAGGUAAAAGGAUAUAUAGUUUCCCUAUAUUUGUUCCUCAGUUCUGCAGAGACUUUGUGGAAGAACUUGAACACUUUGAGAAAUCACACUUGGAAAAGGGACGGCCAAAUACAAUGAAUAACUACGGGGUCCUUCUGAAUGAGCUUAGAUUAGAUGAGUCCUUUGCUACUCCUCUUCGUGAGAAAUAUCUGCGUCCCCUUGCCUCUGUUUUAUAUCCAGACUGGGGUGGGGGCUGCUUGGAUAGUCACAAAGCUUUUGUCGUACAGUAUUCUGUGGAUAAAGACUUGGAUUUGAGUUGCCACUAUGACAACUCUGAGGUCACUCUGAAUGUUUCACUAGGAAAAGAGUUCACUGAUGGAAACCUGUAUUUUUCUGACAUGAGAGAGGUGCCAUCCAAUGAGAGAAGAUAUACUGAGAUGGAACAUACCAUUGGCCAUGGAAUACUUCACCGAGGUCAGCAAGUUCAUGGAGCACUUCCCAUUACUUCUGGGGAAAGAUGGAAUCUUAUAAUAUGGAUGAGAGCAUCAUCCAUACGCAAUAAACUGUGUCCCAUGUGUAACAAGGAACCCCAACUGGUAGAGGCAGUGGGAGAAGGAGAUGGGUUUACAAUGAUAAAAAAGGAAGACGGAGGAGAAACUGUGGAUGUUUGCACUGUAAUCUGAACAUGUAGAAAAAGUUAAAGGGCUUCUGUCACCCCAUUAAACCGUAUAUUUUUUUUUUCU
Messenger RNA from Bufo gargarizans (Asiatic toad), 1119 nucleotides. RefSeq names its product 2-oxoglutarate and iron dependent oxygenase domain containing 2 (gene OGFOD2). The coding region runs from base 4 to 1059 and encodes 351 amino acids. Lineage: Eukaryota; Metazoa; Chordata; Amphibia; Anura; Bufonidae. The transcript has 7 exons. Gene Ontology annotation, molecular function: oxidoreductase activity, acting on paired donors, with incorporation or reduction of molecular oxygen; L-ascorbic acid binding; iron ion binding. The record is from RefSeq and is a predicted model, not a curated record.